AUGUUAUCUCUCUUCAAAUAUUCUGCAGUUCUGCAGACCAUCAAGGCGCGUGAGCACUGUCACAGAUUGAAGAGAGAGAAGAAGAAGAUGUUCAAGCAUGAGAAGACAGAUUGUAAGACAUAUUAUAAUACCUUGAAGAGACUCUGUAAGAAACAGAAGCUGACAGAGGAGGAGGGGAUUGAGGCCUUGUUCAGGUCUCAAAUGCACUCCAUGAUCCAGGACAUUGAGAAGGCAGCCCUGCUCUCUAGGCAUGUCAAUCUGCUUACUGCUGAGAUGGAACCUGAGACAGCAGACCAGGAAAUGCAGGAUUUUAAGGCACAGAUUGACCUGACUAAGAAGAAGCAGUGA
Blastomyces gilchristii SLH14081 is the source of this 348-nucleotide messenger RNA. RefSeq lists its product as uncharacterized. The transcript has 2 exons. The record is from RefSeq and is a predicted model, not a curated record. NCBI's taxonomy places the organism in Eukaryota, Fungi, Ascomycota, Eurotiomycetes, Onygenales, Ajellomycetaceae. Bases 1 to 348 code for a protein of 115 amino acids.